Episyrphus balteatus (marmalade hoverfly) is the source of this 607-nucleotide messenger RNA. RefSeq names its product reactive oxygen species modulator 1. Gene Ontology annotation, biological process: protein import into mitochondrial matrix; protein insertion into mitochondrial inner membrane. Gene Ontology annotation, cellular component: TIM23 mitochondrial import inner membrane translocase complex. Bases 166 to 405 code for a protein of 79 amino acids. The transcript has 3 exons. Lineage: Eukaryota; Metazoa; Arthropoda; Insecta; Diptera; Syrphidae. The record is from RefSeq and is a predicted model, not a curated record.
UCACAUUUUUUUUUGAGCUGUCAAAUGUAAAAAUUUUCGUGGAAAGAAAAAAAUUACAUCGAAUCCAUUUGUGAUUGCAAGCAAGUUCGUGGAAUUUUAUAAAUACAAAAUUCCAAUUGUUUUCUUUUGUAAAACGGUAAUUGUUUAUUAAAUUCAAACGACAAAAUGCCAAUGCCAAGUGGAGUUUAUGGCCAUCAAGGUCCAUCAUGUUUUGAUAAAAUGAAGACUGGAUUUACAAUUGGAUUUUGUGUUGGCAUGGCCAGUGGAGCAUUAUUUGGUGGCUUCUCUGCAUUGAGAUAUGGUCUCCGUGGACGAGAACUAAUCAAUAAUGUUGGCAAAGUAAUGUUGCAAGGUGGUGGUACUUUUGGUACGUUUAUGGCAAUCGGAACUGGAAUUCGAUGCUAGCGAGUUAUUUCUUAUUCGAGAAAUGUUGUUAUAUUUUGAGAAACACACUUAAAUCAGAAGAUGUAAGAGAAACUAAGAAGAAUUAUAUUACUAUGUACCUAGUGCGGCUUUAUUUUGGACUUUGAUUUUUUCUCCCACUUAUAAUUAUUUAGGAUUUUUUAUUUGAAGCUAAUAAAAGUUUAAGUAGGAGUUAGAAAAGUUA